Messenger RNA from Caenorhabditis bovis, 876 nucleotides. The record is from the annotation of a GenBank genome assembly. Lineage: Eukaryota; Metazoa; Nematoda; Chromadorea; Rhabditida; Rhabditidae.
AUGAUAUUGUCUCCAGGCGCUCGCGAAGCUGUGUUCUCCUAUGAAACGAGAGCCGGUUUGUGCUCUUCUCCAUUUCGCGCCGAUGAUUUAUCCGAUAUAUCCUUCGCUGCAGAAGCCACCGACGAUAUGUCGAUGAAUACAACGCAAAAUGAUGAUAAUGAUGACGGAUAUGAACAUCGAAACGAUCCUGAAAGUGUUUUAAAAGUAAUUGAAGUGGAAAAAACUGGAAAUGGGUUUGGUUUCAAUAUUGUCGGUGGAACCGAUGAUACACAUUAUAAGGAUGCCAUGGGCUUCUAUGUUUCGUCUGUCAACCCAAAUUCAAAGUCAUAUGGCUUGAUUGAAAAAGGAGACAAAAUUUUGAGCCUCGACAGUGUUGAUAUGACGAAUAAGACACACAAUGAAGCCGUUGAUAUUUUCCGAAGUGUUCCUGUCGGAAGUGUCGUCAAAAUGCUUAUCGAUAGAAAUCCAGACGCUCUAUUUUUGUUUCAAAAUGACAGAACACAAACUCCAACACCGUCAUCAACAAGUUACCAAGAGUACAUGAAUAGAAGACGAAGCGAUAGUCGAGCUGGCAGUGUUUCGAUACCUUCUUCUGAGACAAGAGGCCGUCUCACACCACACGGUCUUGCCGCGAUUGCAGAUCGUCUCCGUGGUAAAUACUCGUACGAUGAUGAAGACAUUCAAAGUGUGACCUCGUAUGCGCCAUCGACACAUUCUGUUAUUGAUGAUGUACCAAGAACACCGCGGAAAUCGUUAAGCAUUUUGGAUCCAAGAAACAAUUCAAUGUUCACCGAAAUUUUGUAUGUUUCUGUUGGUUUGGGUGCUCUCGCAGUUACUGGUUUCGCGAUUUAUCGUUUUUUGCGUCAGAAGAACUAA